Molecule: messenger RNA, 2817 nt
Organism: Nerophis ophidion (straightnose pipefish)
Lineage: Eukaryota; Metazoa; Chordata; Actinopteri; Syngnathiformes; Syngnathidae
Product: tissue factor-like
Exons: 7
Coding region: 125-985 (286 amino acids)
Biological process (GO): blood coagulation
Cellular component (GO): membrane
Molecular function (GO): protein binding
Source: RefSeq, a predicted model, not a curated record
GCCGCCAUUCAGAGUCCCUGUGGGAGGGGUCAGAUGUGCGCCAGAUCAGAUCCUCGGUCCAACCCGAGACGGAACCCUCACUUUGAGACGAAGGGAGCUGGAACACCAGUGGAACUUUUUCACCAUGAAGAUAGCACUUUACCUGGGAGUCUGCAUGGCCGCCUGGACCCUGACUCGGGCAGACGAUGCCGCACCAAAAGCGGAGAAUGUUCGCUGGAUGUCCUUGGACUUUAAAACCAUCCUCCUGUGGACCUCACCACCUUCACACUACACCUUCACUGUCAAGUACUCAUGGGAUGACGGAGACUGGAUGGAGAGUCCAAACUGCAUCACGAUAUCAGAGCGAGAAUGUGAUUUGUCUCUGGAUCUGGAACCGAUUGAUAGGAUCUUCACUGCUGACGUGCUGACUGAACCUGAGAGUGAUGAACACCUGCUGGAUGAACUGCCGCACACAUACUCGCCUCCCUUCAACCCCUACACGCAAAGCGAGAUCAGCGCGGCGGAGUUCCAUGUGGAGGUGUUGGAAGAAGGCCGGGUGAGCGUGCUCAUCCAAGAUCCUCUCACCAGUUUCCACCCACACGGGAAACAGCAGAGCGUCAAAGACGUGCUGAAGGACGACCUGCACUACAAGAUCAGCUACUACAAGUCUGGGAACACUGGAAAGAGAGACAUCAUAUCCAAGUCCAACCGGGCUGAGGUAUCCGGGUUAGAUGCCGGACAAAGUUAUUGCUUCAUGGUGGCGGCCUUCAUCCCGUCCAGAGCCCCCGCCUACCGCCAGGGAGCUUGGAGCAUGCAGCAGUGCACGCCUGGCCAGACCAACAUCCUGCAAGAGUUGAGUCUGGGUGCCCUGGUGGGCGGCCUGUUGGUCAUCCUGCUGGUGCUGGUGGUCAUCAUCACGGUGAGCGUGCUGUGCUGCCGGCGGAGGAGGAGGAGGAGGAGGAGGACGCCCCCCGAGCAAAACUACCAAACCUCCACCGUGGUCUGAUUGAUGCGCCGCCACGGCCCCAUGUCGCAUCACGGCCACCACCCCCCCUCCUCGCCUCAGAGUCACUCUGAUUUUGGAGCUGGUCUUCACUUCUCUGACUAAGGGCUUUGUGCUACAAUAUUUGGAGUAAAACUACUAGCAGUAGUAAUAUCUGCAUUCAUGACACCAAACACUGAAGUAACUGUUUAUAAAGUAGAACACUUUGUAUCGAAGUACUGGCCCCACACUCACAGAUGUAUAUUGAAUGUAGUAUGCAAAAAACAUGCGGGCUAUUUCAUCCCUACAAGCCUGUUUCGCAGGUUUUUCUAUAAAAUCCCCCGAAGAACAGGAAAAACCUACGAAACAGGCUGGUGAUUUUUGUAUAAAAUCCCCCCCGGAAGAGCAGGGAAACCUGCAAAACAGGCUUGCAGGGAUGAAAUAGCCUCCGUGUCAGGAAAAAACACGGAGGCUAUUUCAUCCCUACAAGUUUAUAUCGCAGGUUUUCUAUAAAAUACCCCGAAGAGCAGGAAAAACCUGCGAAACAGGCUGGUGAUUUUUGUACAAAAUCCCCCCCGGAAGAGCAGGGAAACCUGCGAAACAGGCUUGCAGGGAUUAAAUAGCCUCCGUGUCAGGAAAAAACAUGGAGGCUAUUUCUUCCCUACAAGCCUGUUUCGCGGGUUUCCCUACUCUUUGGGGGAUUAUAUUUAAAAAAGCCCUGCAAAACAGGCUUGUGAUUCUAAUAAAAUCCCCCAAAGAACAGAGAAACCUGUGAAACAGUCUUGCGGGGAUGAAAUAGCCUCCGUGUCAGGAAAAAACAAGGAGGCUAUUUCAUCCCUACAAGCCUGUUUUUCGGUUUUCCUGCUCUUCAGUGGAUUUUGUAUACAAACCUGCAAAACAGACAUGUGAUUUUAUAUAAAAUCCCCCCCACCCGAAGAGCAGGGAAACCUGCAAAACAGGCUUGCAGAGAUGAAAUAGCCUAGGUGUCAGGAGAAAAACACAGAGGCUAUUUCAUCCCUACAAGCCUGUUUCGCAGGUUUUUGUAUAACAUCCCCCAUAGAGCAGGGAAAUCUGUGAAACAGGCUUGUAGGGAUGAAAUAGCCUCCUGACUUAAAGUAUGUAUAUAUAUAUAUAUAUAUAUAUAUAUAGGCUUGCAGGGAUGAAAUAACCUCUUGACUUAAUGUAUAUGUAUAUAUGUAUAUAUUUAACCUGUUUCGCAUGUUUUCCUGUUCUUCAGGGGAUUUUAUAAAAAAUCCUGCGAAACAGGUUUGUGAUUUUAUAAAAAUCUUUAUUUUUCUAAACCCCCCGAAGAGCAGGGAAACCUGUGAAACAGGCUUGCAGGGAUUAAAUAGCCUGCAUGUUUUUUCCUGACCCAACACACACUAACUUUGAAUGAGUAUAUAUAUAUAUAUAUAUAUAUAUAUAUAUAUAUAUAUAUAUAUAUAUAUAUUCAUUCAAAGUUAGUAACACCUAGUGGCAGUUUUUUGGAAUUACAACCCCACAUUUAUUUUUAAUCAUUCUUGUACUUGGAUUUUUAUUUUCUUUAUGUUGUUUAAAAAAAAGGAGCUGGUCUUCUUUGUGUGUACAUGUCUGUGUACUACUUUGUUCCCCCCUAUUGUUUUCCUGAAAAGUACUUGGAAUAUCUCUGCACUAAACAAUGUUGUACUCCAUAAGGUGGUGUUUUGCAUAACAGUCCACAUCAAGUAUCAUGAGCACUGGCGACCUCCAGUGGUAGUUUGCUGGAAAUACAGCCAUGAACUCAUCUCAAUCCCAGCCCAGUUUUCUUGUCUUCUAACUAAAUUGUAAAUAUUUCUUCUCUGAAGAUCAGAAUCAAUAAAACUUUGUCCUAAAACUUG